Thelazia callipaeda (thelaziosis nematode) is the source of this 1095-nucleotide messenger RNA. The record is from the annotation of a GenBank genome assembly. Lineage: Eukaryota; Metazoa; Nematoda; Chromadorea; Rhabditida; Thelaziidae.
AUGCUUCAUUUGAGAACGAAGAAAAAGUCAAACGUAAAGAAACGGAAGAAAGAUGCUUUAGCAUCAGUAAAACGUAACCAACGACUGGCCUAUAGCGCCCAAAAAAAUGCUGCUACUCGACAACUUUCUUGUGUAUCAGCAAAUCGACCAAGCAAUCGUCGACUUGCCCAUAGUAUUAAAGCAUCAUUAAGAAAUAUCGAGCAAUCAGGUAGUGAAGUUCAAAAAGAUCAAGAAAAACAAGAUCGAGCAGUACAAGAAUUAGUUGAUCACUUGAAGUCUAUUGCACCAUUCAACAAACGCUGGCAAGUAAUUGAGACAAUCAACCAAGGUACUUAUGGUGUGGUAUUUUCGGUGCGUGAUGUUGUAACGAAAGUUUACGGAGUCAUUAAAGUGGCCAAAUCCAUGGCAAAUGAAGCAGGCAAUGUUUCUGCUGAAUGGGAAGGAUUCAUAUUAGAAACAAUGUUCAAAAGAUCAGAAACCGCAUCAAUUGUUCGCUUACUGGAUAAAGGUAUGCUCGCUGAUCAACAUGGUGAAGGCAUGGAAUUCGUGGUGCUAGAAAAAGCAGCCGUACCUGUCAAAGAUUUCAUUUAUGAAGUAGAUGGAGUAUAUAGAAAAUAUCGAGCUGCAAAUAUUUCAUUGCAAAUGCUCAAAGGAAUUUAUGAUCUUCAUUCACAAGGACUUCUUCAUCGAGAUUUAAAACCUGAUAAUAUGGGUUUGAUUUCGAGGGAGCAACCGAUAGCUUUGCUUUUCGAUCUGGGCAUGGCUCGAAUGUAUACUGAUGGUGAAUCCGAUAUAAGACCACCGAGAACUUGCUGUCCUUUUCGUGGGACACCAGAAUGGGCAAGUGGACAUGCUCAAAAAGGACGUGAACAAACACGCUAUGAUGACCUGAUUGCUUGGCUUUACGUAACGUGUGAACUAUUUGCAAAUGAACGUGAACCCACGCAACCCUUACCAUGGACAUAUCGAAGCAAUACGAUGGCACACAAGUAUCUAAAAUCCAUUUAUUGUCCUGCCCGUUACCUUUUGAAACGAGUACCAGUUCAAUUCUUUGCAGUUAAUGCAUAUCUCCAAACAGGUAAGAAACUUCACUAA